AUGGCAGGCGAAUCGCUUAAUUUCGGGGCUUUGGCGAUUCCCGCCGUCACCGCUCUCAUAAGUUUUCUUGCAUAUUCAUCUCAGUUUCUCUUCCUGUUCCUCGAACCAGGACCGCUCAGCAAGGCUGAGACAUGGAAGUUCAACACCCUGGUCGCUUGUAUAUGGAUCAGCUAUUACCGUGCCUGCACUGUCGAUCCUGGCCGCUUGCCGAAAGAUUGGUCGCCAAAGUCGUCUUCUGUGGCAAAGGAUAAAGACGGCAAAAGUAAGGGAGACGCUGAUGUUUCGGUUCGGCAACGAUGGUGCAGGAAGUGCGCCGCGUUCAAGCCGCCGAGAGCACAUCAUUGCAAGACCUGUCAACGUUGUAUACCGAAAAUGGAUCACCAUUGCCCUUGGACACGCAACUGCGUGUCUCAUUUCACAUUCCCGCACUUUAUGCGUUUCCUAUUUUAUGCCGUUACUUCCAUGAUCUAUCUUGAAUCUUUUAUCUUAACAAGAAUUGAUGUUCUGUGGGAUAACAGGAACUUGCCUAGUUACCUUGGCCCCAGCGUACCAGCGCUAUGUCACUUCUUCAUCCUUAUAGUCGUCAAUAGCAUGACAUUAUUUGCCCUUGUGGUCCUCCUACUCCGAAGUCUUUGGUCUCUAGGCUCGAACGUCAGCACAAUCGAGUCGUGGGAGAUCGAGCGCCACAAAACGCUUCUCCGACGAGCGCGCCACUUUGGCGGUUAUCUUGAUGGGCCUGAUGGCUUGAAAAUCAGGAUCAAAAAGCAGGAGUUUCCCUAUGAUAUUGGGAUUUUUAGCAAUAUUAAAGCCGGGAUGGGCGGUAGUUGGAAUGUUAUCAGCUGGUUUUGGCCCUUUGCGGCAACACCUGAUCGAAAAUCUGGUUUGGACUUUGAAGUUAAUGGCUUCGAAGAUCCAAAUGUGUCCUGGCCACCACCAGAUCCAGAUCGCAUUCCGCGAAGGCCACGCCCGGUCGUGGAAGGUGACCCAUUCAGUGUUCCUCAUUUCGACUCUGCUGCCGACGAAAUUGCAGCUUUCAGGCAACGGCAGGAGCAAGAUUUGGCACGCCAAGGGGUCGAUAUUAAUAAUAUUCGGCGGCGCAAAAAGUUUCAUGAACGCUUCAAGGAAGAUAAACGUUCUAAUGGGCAAUCGCAGAUAUAUGCUGACUUAGAAGGAGAAGAGGAAAAGGAAGAAAAUGGUGCAGAUGUUGCAGAAGAAGAAGAAGAAGAAGAAGAAUGGGUGCAUGAAGUGCGUGAAUCAAAUCGCAAUAUUGAUAUUGAUGAAGGUGAAGAAGCCUGGAGGAAUGAAGAGGGGGAGAGGCUCAAUGAUUUUGGUGUUGAUGAAGACGUUGAAUUCUACGAUGAAGAAGAUGUGCCUUUAUCUGUUGUUCGGGACAGGAUUAAAGCUGGAAUGUAG
Molecule: messenger RNA, 1413 nt
Organism: Talaromyces atroroseus
Lineage: Eukaryota; Fungi; Ascomycota; Eurotiomycetes; Eurotiales; Trichocomaceae
Product: Palmitoyltransferase pfa4
Exons: 5
Coding region: 1-1413 (470 amino acids)
Biological process (GO): protein targeting to membrane; peptidyl-L-cysteine S-palmitoylation
Cellular component (GO): Golgi apparatus; endoplasmic reticulum membrane; endoplasmic reticulum
Molecular function (GO): protein-cysteine S-palmitoyltransferase activity
Source: RefSeq, a predicted model, not a curated record